Molecule: messenger RNA, 5144 nt
Organism: Ahaetulla prasina
Lineage: Eukaryota; Metazoa; Chordata; Lepidosauria; Squamata; Colubridae
Product: zinc finger protein 398-like
Exons: 7
Coding region: 341-2425 (694 amino acids)
Biological process (GO): negative regulation of transcription by RNA polymerase II
Molecular function (GO): DNA-binding transcription repressor activity, RNA polymerase II-specific; RNA polymerase II cis-regulatory region sequence-specific DNA binding
Source: RefSeq, a predicted model, not a curated record
GAGCUCGGCAGGUUCGGUGGAUCGCGCGCAAGGCCCGGCUGGGAGCAGUAGUUCCUCGGGGGCGGGUGCUCUGCAACCCUCCCAGGGUGGGGAACUACGAGUCCCAGCGGCCACCGCGGAAGACCGAGGGCGCAGGUUGGAGUUCCGUUCUCCGGCCCCUUUUGCUUGGUCACGGCUAGGAGGGCGGCGUAUUCCUCCGGGCCUCCAGGGGUCGCUGCUUCCGACGGGAGCCGCCACGGAGCGCACGCGCGAUUCUCGAUCCCCCGCGCUGAGGCUCGCUCAACGCCGGGGCGGCGUCCCAGGGCGCAUGCGCGGAAGCGGCACCUAGCGGGCGUCGGCCAUGGCUGAGUGGACGCCCGCCCAGGCGUGGGAAUGGGAGGUUGAGCCUCAGCACCUGGCGCCCUUCCAACCUCCCGCCAUUUUUGACCAAUCAGCUGAGCGAGAGAUCUACCCGGCGGCCGAGAUCUCCCUCUGGACAGUGGUGGCCGCCCUCCAAGCGGUGGAGAGGAAGGUGGACACAUCAGCAGCUCGCCUGCUCAACCUCGAAAGCCGCACAGCCACUGCUGAGAAGAAGAUCUUCGAGUGUGAGAAGACAGAACUAGAAUUCAGCAGCCAUCUGGCAGCUUUGGGCACCUUGAUCCAGGAAUACCGGGUGCUCCAACGGCGCCUAGAGAACGUGGAGAACCUCCUGAAGAACCGCAACUUCUGGAUUCUCAGGCUCCCCCUCGGUCCGAAGGGGGAGAUCCCCAAGGUCCCUGUGACGUUUGACGAGGAGCAAGCGGUCCAUUUUUCUUCACCGGAAUGGGCCAAACUGGAAGAUUGGCAGAAGGAACUCUACCGGAACAUUACAAGAGGAAGCUACGAGCCGCUGGUCUCUCUCGACUCUGCCAUCGCCAAAGCUGAUGCCCUUCCCCCCCAGGCGGGUCUGGGGGCAGCACCCCAUAUUGCGGAUCAGCCCUCAGUGGGGGAAAAGGGACUCCCCCUGGCGCCCAAACUAGCAGAACCAUUGACAUCCAAAGACGAUCUUUUGUCCUGGAUUAAGCAGGAGGAAUCUCCCGGUCCCGGGAAAUGGAAUCUGGAGAGAGAGAUCCCUGCCAUCCUCGGCUACGAUGAGAGCACCAGAAUCAAAAGUGAGGAACAGAAGCUCCAAGAAAGUCUGAAACAAACCUUGCCUGUCCGGCUCCAUGCAGCACCCAACGACAAGGUCUUGCAGACCUCCAGAUGUUGCCAGAGACAAAGCUGCCCUCAGGGUCAACCUGCCCCUCCUCCUCCUCAAAAGCCAUCAGAGGAGCUACGCCACCCCAAUGAAAGAACCUGCCCUGAACCCGAGGCCACCCCGCCAGCAACCUGCUUGAAGGAAGGCCAGCUGAAAUGUUUCAAGGGUCUGGAUGAGUUUUCCUUGCCGCCAAGGAUCCCCGCAGGAGAGGAAGUGUACGGGGAAGGGGUCACACCAGUGACUGAAUCCGGUGUUCCCCAGGUCCCUGAGCCCUACCUGUGCCCGGAGAACAACAGCUUCAGCAAUGUGGCAGUCACCGAAACAGCUGGCCAGCCGCACGCCUGUUCCCUCUGCCCAAAGACUUUCCGGCUCAAGACCAGCCUGCUUAUCCAUCAGAAGACCCACGCUGUGGGAAAGAGUGACAGCCCCUUUGUGUGCUCUGAGUGUGGCUGCGGCUUCAGCCACCAGGCCCAGCUGACUCGGCACCAGGCCAUCCACGCCGACCGGCCGCACCAGUGUUCGGAAUGCCACAAAGCCUUCAACCGCAAAUCCAGCCUGGUGGUCCACCAGAAGACGCACCGCGAGCGGCCGCGCCCUUUCCAGUGUCCCCAGUGCAGCAAGACUUUCAUCAGGAAACAGCACCUGGACGAUCACACCCGCACCCACACAGGGGAAAAGCCCUACCAAUGUCCCGAGUGCGAGAAGCGCUUCGCAGAGAAGUCCAAGCUGACCAACCACUACCGGAUCCAUACCGGGGAGCGGCCGUACCGCUGCGGGCAAUGUGACAAGCGCUUUGUGCGCGCCCACCACCUGGUCAAGCACCAAAGCAGCGUCCACCAAGCUGGGGCUAAGUUGUUCUCCUGUCGCGAGUGUGGACAGAGUUUCAGCCAUGCCCAGGCCUUCCUCAGCCAUCAGGCCAGCCAUGCCAAUGGUGAGAGGCGCCACCGCUGCACCGAGUGCCUCAAGACCUUUGCCCGCAGAAAGUACCUCCUGGAACACCAGCGUAUGCACACGGGAGAGAACCCGUACGCCUGCCCACACUGCGGCAAGCACUUCCGAUACAAGCAGUCACUAAAGCAGCAUCUGCGCAUGCACCGGGAGCAACCACCACCACUACCAUCUGGGCCUGCUGUGCCCCCAAGCCUGCCAGUCACCAACCCCCUGGAGAAAAACCCUCUCUUUGAGGCCAACCCACCCAAUGGGACCUGAAGCUAGGCCGCAAGUAAGUCCUUUGUGCCAAAUGAACCCCUGGGCUACAAUUGGCCCGUUGGUGGGCCAGCUGAGAUCCUCGCUGCCUUCCGUCGGGUGGCUCCAAUGCUGCUUCUCUCUCCAUGGAGGGGCUUCCUUCUUGCUUGCUGAUCAGGACCAUGUGGGGUGGGCUCUAGUCCUGUGGAAUAAGCCCAGCUCCCUGCGAUCAGAACAUACCAACUGUCUGAAAUAUUUCUUCGAUGGAGACAGCAGCUGAAAGACUCACCAUCCUGCACUGCAGUCUGAGGAGUUGCACGUCCUGGCCAAACUGGGGAAAAAAUGCGCCUAAAAUGUGAUCAUGUCCACUUACCUUCUUGGUUCCAUUACCCAGCCCAGCACUGGAAGCCGGCCUGCUGGAGUCAAAAGGGCCACAUCCCAAAGCCGUGGUUACCUCACCUGUAGGGAGAAAGACACAGACCCCAAGGUCGUUGUGCGUGGCUGUGGUUUUCUGGCCUCGGCCUCCACGCACUUCACCAGACAAUCAGAGGAAGGUUUGAAAACACUUUGCGUGCAGCGGGUACAAAAGAUAGCCCAAAAGUUGGAAUUGAUUGCCACCUGUCUCUCGUCUCCGGAGGGCCAAGCAGAGCAGCUGUCCAUGGCCAGAAUUCAGAACAGUUCCAUGCUCGGUCUACAGGAGCUGCCUACUCCUCAAAAUAUCCUUCCUUAUUUCGCUGCUGUUGAUCCAAAGCUGCAUUGUCAAACUUCUGGUUUACCAGUUUUCUGCCAAUGUCGACCUAUGCGAAAAAGCUCUUUUGCCGAACGCUUGGCUGCCGUUUUCUGUGUGAUACAUUUAUUGCCGAGACACUGAUGGGGUCCCAGUUCUUAUGCCCUUCCUGCCUCUUCAGACAGUGACAUGAAAUCACGAGUUUUGCCCUGUCUCUUCAAAUUCUUUGUCACCAAGAGGAUGUACCCUCCACAUCAUUCUCUCUAGCCCUGAAAAUGCUCCCCACCCCCAAAGAAAGAAGACUCGGUAAGCGACCCUAAAAUCAUGGCCAUAAGCCGAGACCUCCAGCCCACUUCCACACCAAGUUCUCACUACUUUAAAUCCAACUGUAAUAUAAGUAGUUCUCAAUUUACAACAGGACUACCUGUAUUAUUCUUUAAUACAGGUAGUCCGCAACAUACAGUUCAUUUAGUGACCGUUCAAAGUUACAGCAGCAUGAGAAAAGUGACUUAUUACUGUUUUCCACACAUACAACCAUUGCAGCGUUCCCAGAGUCACGUGAUCCAAAAUUUAGGCAUUUGGAAACUGGUGUGUACUUACAACAGUUGCAGUGUCUCUUCUUCCAACAAACAAAGUCAAGAGGGAAGCCAGAUUCACUUAACGUGACUAACAUAGCAACUGCAUUGAUUUACUUAACGACUGUGGCAAGUAACGUCGUAAUGGGGGGGGGAGACAUAAAUCAAAGGAAAAGGCUGCAUCCCCUAGUGGCAUCUUGCAAAAUGGUUCUGAAGUUGCGUGCAAGCAUGCUGGAUUGUCUAUUUGAUACUCUAAAAUGUUACCGGCCCCCGUUCUCGCCUCAUUCCAGAGCACCACAACUGUGUAGAAACUAUGGGGCGGGGGAGCGGGGAAGGGGAGAGAGUGCUCUGCCAAUUCCAACCCUCCACCUACCAAUUGCUACCAAACCUAUCCCUGCUCCAUUCUAUGUCUGUUGGCCAAAACAGUGAGGCUUGGCUUCCUAAAGCCCAAUAUAGGUAGUUCUUGACUUACGACAAGUCACUUAGUAGCCAUUUGGAGUCACAACCAGCCUUGAAAAGGGGACUUGCAAUUCGGAUCUGAAGUUCCAGCAAUUGCCCUCUUGUGUGGUCACAUCUUCAUGCAUCAGGUCAUUGGCAACACAGCCACAUUCGCAGCCAUUUUCCAGCAUCUCACAGACACGACUGCGUUUGGCAAAGGUUUUAUUGAACACUGAGACUUAAUUUCUGCUUUUGGGCAAAACAGCGCCGUGGCAGAUGAGGGGUUCACUUAUCGACUGCGGUGAUAGGCCGUACUGACGACCAAAUAAAUUGUGCUACGUGUGAUACCAAACCGACAUUGUGCAUCCCUUUUCCCACACAAGGCAGAUAGUUCUUCCUACAAAAUCUUUUUUCAACUCUUUCAGCUUUUCCUGAUACAACCCACACAGCUUUCAGUACAUCACAAACACGGACGCACACUUUCCCUGAAUAUGAUCAAGGGGGAAAAUAUAAGGAGAGAGACCAUUUGGUUUAGUCUGUGGUUAAGGCAUUAGGUUAGAAAGCAGGUGAGUUCUAGUCCUUUCUUAGGCAUGGAAGUUGGCCAGAUGACUUUGGGUCAAUUACCAGGAGAUGGCGAGUUCUAGUGCUGCCUUAGCUAUGAAAGCUGGUUCAGUAACUUUAAGUCAAUCUGGAGACAGUGAUUUCUAGUUCUGCCUUAGGCAUGAAAGCUGGCCAGGUGACUUUGGGCCAAUCCUGGUGAUUCCCCAUAUCACUUCGAUGGUAUAAGGUGGGACUAGAACUCACUAUUUUCUAGUGAUUGGCCCAAAGUCACCCAGCCAGCUUUCACACCUAAGGUGGGACUAGAACUCAUUGUCUCCUGGUUUCUUGGCCACCAUCUUUACACAAUUACGUGCAAACUAUUAAAACGAAUUAUUUUUUUACAGAAGACCAAUAUAUAAGCAAUCCUGGUUUAGGGACCACAAUCAGGACCAACAACUCGGUC